CAUGCUGCAUGCAUGCGGUGCAGUCUAGUAGUCUGAGCUAGCAGUGAGCACAUGGUGGACGUACGUUGAGACGUACGCGAUUGAUGUGAUGCGUGCUGAACAGAAGAAAUAACCACGUCCUGUUUCAAUGCAAGAAAAUCCUCUGUUCUUUUAGCGUUUCCUAGUCUUACCGACUAGUAUUAGUAAUAUAAUAAGAUGGCGGACAGCGGACAGCCAGACGGUUUGGGAUCCGAGGCUAUAUCUAACUCGUUCUCUACUGAAAUCACCCACUACCUGCUGGUUGUAGUUGGCGAGCCACUCGGCCAAGAAUACGUAGACCUGUCCCUUGCAGAUGUGGAAAAAGCUUUGCAGUGUUGGAAUGUAGAAGAUUCUGCUAUUGGGUAUGAUAGUGCACUACAAGCCGCAGCAGCAGCUGAUGUCAACAAGGUUGGGCUUGUUCACAGAAGCUUGGCCCAUAGUGGUGGAAAUGUUGGUGUGGUCAUAUUGAUCAAUCCCACACACACUGAGGUGACUGCAGAACUCCGUAACCUCCUUAUCCAUCCUGCGUCUAACAAGCAUCUCAUCUUUGGUGGUCAUUGGCUUGAAGGAUGUGGAGACUGGGUACUACACAAUGACACCUUCACGCUGCAUGACAUCGCCAACAUCUUCAAUGAGCCAGAGGUUGAUGCAUCUGUCCUGAAGGCCUCACAGGAAGAGCGACACACCCUGGUUGUGUCAGGAUGCCACUGGCAGACUGCUGCAGUGACCAAACAGACAUUUACCAAGAGUCUCAAUCUCACAAUCAAUCCCCAAGAGGUCAAGAAUGCAGUGGCAGGCGUGUCCCUAGUAAUCCAGACUAUUCGCAACAACAUCCAUAUCCCUUCACCCUUUGAGCUUCUGGAGCCACCCACCAUGGGCGUUGGUGUCAAGUGUAAGAUCACCAAACCAACUGUGCUUAUAUUUCCAGCAGGAAAAGGUGACUGCGCCUUCUUUGCUGUCACUGACUUUAGCAUCUUUCUUGGUGGUGGCUACUGCGCCAAGAGUUGCUUUUGGAAGUUUGCCAAGCAUCUGCAUAGAAUUGAUGCAAUCAUGGCCCCACACAUGCAGCCAGAUUCUCUGAUGGGUUUCAACAGUCUCCUCCGAAGGAAGAUAGCAGAGCAGCAACUGACAGAACCUGAAAAAGGAUCAGAGGCAUAUGAGGAUUGGUUGAUAAAAUGCAACUCGCCUGAGGUGGGAGUCGUCUACCUGAAUGCCCCUGAAAACAAGAAAUCACCGAUGAGUCUUCAGCUGAAGACAGUCAACCAAGGGAACCUUACUCAGCAGCUGCUUCAAGAAUUAGACAUCAAGCCGUUUUCUUGCACUGCCAAUAUUGGCAAAGUCAUUGAGCCUGUCACACUCUAUCAGAAGGUUGGUAUAGGUCGUCUGGAUAUGUUCAUUUUAACCCCUGUCCAUGAUAGUAAGGAGUUAAAAGAUUUCAUGCAGCAGUGGAAUGGCAAUAAAGCAUUCUCCAAAGUAAAAACAGGCUUGAAAGUGAAUGGGAAAGAGAGUGAGUGUCCCAUUUCUAGUGCUGUGUCCAUUUGUGCUUUGAUUGUCUGGCAGCCAGCCAACCCCCAUGAAGAUAUUGUUAAAGUCUUAUUUCCAGGAAAUGCCACACAAGGUAAAAUACUUGAAGGUCUAGACAGAAUCAAGCACCUGGAUUACCUGAAAUACUCUGAUGCUACAGCUGCAAAGUUAUCUAAAGGCAGUGCUCCUUUGAAGAAGAAGCCUCACACUUCUGGAAAAGUCCCAGUAAAAGCCAAUGGUCCAACAUCAGUUAGAGUUACGUCUGAUAAUGCAUCUUGUAGUGAGGGCAUCCGAGAUGAAUGCAAAGAUGCAAAGCGCCCUAGCACGCCACCUCCUUGUUGUGAUGGCAUCCAUUGUGGGACUCCACCGCCAGAUGGAAAAUGUGAUGACGAUCUCAACUGCAAUACACCCCCUCCAGAACCUGAGUGCAACAAUGAAGGUGUAAGCAUUGACGGAAAGUGCUGUGAUGGCAUCCAUUGUGGUACUCCACCGCCAGAUGGAAAAUGUGAUGACGAUCUCAACUGCAAUACACCCCCUCCAGAACCUGAGUGCAACAAUGAAGGUGUAAGCAUUGAUGGAAAGUGCUGUGAUGGAGAACAUUGUGGUACUCCGCCUCCUGAAGAUGAAUAUAGUGAGGAUGCUUGCAGCAAAUUUGUACCUAUUGAACCAUACACAUGCACUGAUGGUGCAGGCUGCAACACCCCACCCCCAGAGGGUGAUGUCAUGUAUGCUGAUGGUACUCACUGUAACACACCACCACCGGAAGAGGAAGGAGUGAUGGACACACAAGAGUCUCCGGUUGAUAAUGAACCACAGGCUACCGUUCAGGGUGAUAUAUGUGGCAACUUGAUGGAUAGCAAUUUGCCAGAGAGCCAGCAGGAUAUGGGUGCUUUUAUGUACAGUGGCACACCUGAUGCAUUUGGCAACAAACCCACUGAUGCACCUGAGAGGUUGGCUUCUGGAGAGAUCACUCCAAGUGACCAGGUAGAAUAUGGUGAUGACUCUCAAAACGUUGGUUCUUUUGUUUUUGAUGCAGAAGCUAGCUCUGAGCAACCAGCUCCAGUACCUACAGGCUUUGGAGACUAUGCUGAGGAGGAUCAUGUUUCAGCUGUUCCCGCAGGUGAUGUUGAUACUCAAUUUGAGAAGAGUGGUCUCUCUGAUGAUGGUGAUUCACCUAUAAAUGACAACCAAGGCAUCUCUAGUGAAGCUUUUGGUGAGGAGUCUCUCUCAUCAAAUGGGGGUCCACAUCCUUGGGAACCUCGAAUUGAAUUCUCUUCACCAGACCAAGAGCCAGACAAUGGCUAUUUAGUUGAAGAACCUCGCCCUGAGGCAGAUUUCCAUGAUGAGCAGCAUGAGCCAACAUCUUUCUCUGAGAUUCCACCCCCUGUGGUCCCUUCUGAUGAAAUAAUUGUGGAACAAGAGAGGGAAGCUGAGCCAAACCAACAAGUGUUGGCUCAGGAUGUCCUAUUUGAGCAGCAAGAAGACAUAGUAGAGGAAGAAGAGGACUCGUCAGAGGAGUCACAGGCAUCUGAGAUAGAAAUCAAACCUGAUCAGCAGCUUAUUAGGGAUGAAAGCCAAAUGUUACACAAGGAGCAGACUCAGGUUUCUCAAGUGAUGCUCGAAAGCAGCCAAAAUUCUGAGGGUAUCAAAUGUAAAGAGGAAGAGCAAAAUCCAGAUGUGGAGGGAGAUGAUGAGGAGGAAAUGGAAAUUAAAGAUCAAGAACUUUCAGAGAAACUUGAUAUCAUGUCAGAUGAACAUAGAUCAGCUCAAGAUGACCUUCAAGCGACAACAGAGCAAGAAGUUGUUACUGAUGAAUGUGAGCAACUUGCAGCAGAAAUAAAGGGUGGACAAAUUACUCAAAUGCAAUUAUUGGAAGGACAGGAAGAAGAGGUGGCUGUUGAAGAUGAAGAGCAAGUGGAGAUGGAAACUAGAGGUGCAGAUAGUGUGGAAUCGCCAGCCCCAGAAGAAGAUCAGGAUCAAGUUGUACCAGAUGGCAACUUUGACAACCAGGUAGCACUUCCAGAGGUUCCUGAAGUAGAAGCCUGGAGUCAUGAAGGCCAAGAAGAGAUCAACCAGGAUUUCAUGAUAUCCAAUGGGGUUUCAGCUGCUAUGGUACAAGAAAGCCCUCAGCAAGAAGAGAAAAGUCCACAGCCUGAAGCAGAUAUAAACGAUAAUAGACAAAUGGUAAUAGAUGAGGGAAUGCCGCUGGAAGAACAACUUUCUCAUCCAGAAGCUGAGGCCGAAUUAGAGAGAGCAGAGAGAAAGCCAGAGGACUUUGAACAGUUUGCAGAUGAGCCCUUAGAAAGUGAGCCUGUUAGUCAAUUCCAUGCAGAGGACAUGGCGCAAGAGGUGCAAGACACCCAGGACAUAUCAGACCAACCUGAAGUCAUGCAGGUAGAACCAGGGGAAAGUCCUGAGGCAGUUGGGGAAUAUUCGUCUCAUUUUGAAGCACAACAUGUGUCAAGCACAGCAAUUUCUGAGCCAGUGUUAGAUACAUAUACUCAGCCAUCCUCAUCAGAGCCAGAGCCCGAAGCACAGCAAGAGAUCAUAGUAGAGCCUGUUCCUGAAUAUGAAUUUCAGGCGUCUGAUGAGCAAGAAAUCAUACAUGAGGAGAAGUUAGUUCCAGAUCAACAGUCGUCAUCUGAGCCUCUUUUGGAUUCACUUUCUGAGCCCCAGUCAGAUAAGGAGCCAGACUCGCUUUCUGAACCCCAUAUUGAUGCAGAAUUUGAAGUAGAUGCUGCACCUGAAAUAGAUGUUAGGCCUGUAGAGAUGUCACCACCUGCAUUUGCCCAGGAACCCUCUCCCCAGCCUAGUCCAGAACCAGAACCAGAAUCUAUGAAGGCACCUUUUCAACAAUCUAGUCCAGAACCCCAAGAUGAACCUAUUCUUGAACCCUCUGCACAACCUAGUCUAGAAUCCCAACUUGAGCCACAACCUUUGGCUGAAGCCACUAAGCAGUCUCCUGAGCCUAAACAAGAACCCAAGCCUGAUACAGUCCCAAAAAUUACUGCUAAGGCAGCCUCGUCAGUGAGUGCUAAGACUACCACUAAGACAUUAAGCACAGUGUCCACUACUACCAAGAAACCUGCGGACAAGGUAGCCAAAACCAAAAGUACCAAAAGCACCACAAGGGACAUCAAGAGUUCCACAAAAACCAAGACAAGUGCAGUAUCAGAGAAGAAAUCUACCACAAAGACACAGACAACUGGAACCAAGAAACCUGAGCUCACAGGAGCUUCUAAGAAGCGGACUGAGCCAAAAAAUGUUUCAGAGAAGAAGACCCUAUCUGAAAAGAAAAUGCCAACAGAGAAAAAAGCCCUAGAGAGGAAGUCCCUAGCUGAGAGAAAAACAGAAGCAGUGGAGAAGAAAAGUCGACUCUCAGCAACAAAGACCCCAGCUGGAACCGGACGGCCUCAGGCAACAAAUCGAGACAAGUCCCCUGUCAAGCUGUGGGAAAAACAGACUGCUGCAUCGGCUUCUAGGAGCAGUAGCAGCAACAACAGCCGAACAAAAACCAAUGGUAGUGGAGACACCAAGUCAGCAUCAUCUAAGAAACCAGUACCCAGUAAAGCCACAGCCAAGACCCCAUCCAAGGCUGGGACACAGAGACCAACAGGCUCUAAAGCUCCUGGCAGUGCCAGAAAAUCCACAGAAUCUACCAAGAAAGAGUCGGAUAGAUUGACUAGGUCAGCUCCAAGCAAGACAGGAGACUCAAAGAAAUCAGAGAGUAGCAAGAGACCAAUUUCAUCCAAGACAAGCGCUGGCAUGUCAAAAACACAGCCUAUCCCUAUCAGUGGCCCACCGGUCUACAUAGAUCUCACUUAUAUCCCAAAUCAUGCGAGUGACGACUCGGUCAACAUGGAGUUUUUCCGGCGCAUCAGAUCUAAGAAUUAUGUCAUCAGUGCCAAUGACAAAGGCCGCAACCAGCCUAGCAUGAAUGUCAUGGAUUCCCUACUUGAAGGUAAAUCUAAGUGGGAUAACCCUGAGGCAGAGGUCACGAUCAUCCCAACCUACGACAUUGACACUCUGCAAGAGUGGGAGCAGAAGAACCUACAGCAGCUGAGCAACUCCAAGAUCACCAUCUCACAGCCUGCCAGCCGCAGUAUUGUACAGAUGAAAGAUGAAAACUUCUUCAUGUACAAGGUGGAGUUCUGAUGUGGGCUGGGAAUUCAUGUACUGUAAAAGCAGCCACAUGUGUAGUUCAAUUUCUUAAAUUGCCAAUCAUUUACAUUCACAUGUAUGUUACUGGAAGACAUACAAGUGUUUCAAUACAAGUAACACUGUGUCAGAAACUGGAAUCGAAAUACAUGUAUAAGGUAAAGGUUUGAAUAGCCACCAAUUUACAUGUAAUAAAAUGGCCAAUGCAUAGGCUUGGUCUAAUAUUUUGUUUAUUGACAGUUCAGAUAAUGUUGAACUUGCUGUCUGAUGUUGCAUGCUUUUGAGCCAGAAAUCAAUGUUAACAUUUCCUAUUUACAUUUAUGUCUAUUUUAUUAACUUUCACUUGAAUUUACUUGACAACUCUUUGUAAGAUGUUACUCAUUGCCUACAUAUCAACUCAAAAUGAAAUGAAAUGCCAAAUGGAAUGAAAUCAAAUAGUUGAUCUUGCCAGGAUAGUGCAACCUAGAUUAGUUCCAUUGUAACGUAUGUGUAGAUUAGUGGAAUUUGCAAUACAUGUAGGAGUUUGAAUUAAAACUCUUUUUUUGGGUGCACUUAGUUAGAACAUGUUACAAAGUAUAUGUAUCAUACAAUUUUGAUAUUUUGUGUGAUGGACGCUAAAUUUGUGGCACACUUGCAUUGCUUAUAAUAACGUGAAUAAGUGUAGACUAGAGUCAGCAGUUAUGGUAGGUGAUGUACUAUCACAGACCAAAACCUCCUGGUUUUCAUAUGACAUGUCUCUUCCAAUGUUGGAGUUGUUCAUAUCGAGUAGACCCUAUUAUGUCUUAAUUACAUUAUGGAAAGUAUUUGGUUAUGUGUACAUGUAAAUCAACAAUGAACAGCAACAGUGUAAGGGUGUCAAAAGCUGUCCAGACCAUUUAGAUGUUGCAGACAUGUUAGGAGUUUGACAUGUACAUGUAGCUUGAAACAGCAAUAGUGCAGUGAAUUGUUACAGAUAACCUUUUCUCACAACACAUGAAAAAUAGCAAGUUUGCCUUGCAAGUAAAGGCAUUUUUUCCCUGGUACCUUUUAGCAUCCCUUUUAAAUUUUUUUAGUGAUGUACGUGUAAAUGGUGCAUUAGAUAAUUUUUCCUUGGAUAUAUAACUACGUCUAAAUUUCAAUUUACAUGUAUGCUGGAUUUUGUGUUAGAUUCUUGGCUAAUUUAUGUCUGAAAUGCCUGCCACAGAUUUCUGAAUGCUACAAGAACGAUUAAAAUAAUGGCACAAGAAGGAUUAAAAUAAGAACACCUCUUGCUUAAGCACAAGAAAGCAAAACUCUUGUGGUAUGGCUGAACAAAAAAAAAGGGGGGGGGAGGGAAAAAAGAAAAAAAUACACACCAAAAAAUGUACUUGCCUGAGUUAUCCACAAUAUGUAGUGUCUGCAAUGACUUCUUAGCCAACACUAAUUUGCUCCAAACUUGCUUGGCAAGGCAUUCACAUCUGCUUUUUAUCUCGGUGAAAUCAAGGCAAGGCUGAUGUGUCAUUUCAAGUGCAUGUUGAGCAAAUCAGUAUUGUCCAGUUGGGGGGGGGGGUUCUAGAUCUGUGGUGGAGCUUUGCCCAUAGAAAGCCAGAUAUGCAGGUUACAUUUAUGUCUCAAAGAGAAAAAUGAACCAGCCAACAUACAAAUGGUUAACGCUUAUGAAAAAAUAUACAUGUAAUUUAUGAAGUAAUUUGUAGUAUUAUGAAUAUGCAUGUGUUACAGUUAAUUGCUGUGUUUGGAUUGAUAUUGAAGCUGGUGAAUGUUAUGCAAUGUGUAUUUCACGUGCCUUUAAAAAAAUCAUUGUACAUGUAUAAUAUAUAUCAGCGUAGCCCCCAUAAUAUGUGCUAUUUUGUGAAUUUUUUCCCCUUUAUUUGUGGGAUCAGAAAAAAACAAUGUCCAAAGAAUGCCAAAGGUAAUGUAUGUGGUCUUAUAUAGUGUGCAUGUGUGACUUAAAAAAGGCAAUGUUUUUAGGAUAUAAAUAUGAAAUUGAAAAAAAAAAAGUUUUAUUUUGUUUGUAGUUGGGCAGUUUAGUUUCAGUUUAUACCUGUAAUGGAAUUUAAAAAAAUGUAAACAAAUGUUUGACUUGUUUACAAAAUAGAGAAAAGGACGGAAUAAAAAUGUAACAUGGUACAUUUAGCUGAUUGUUUUACCGGAUGCAUUUCAGGAGUGGACAAAUUUAAAUCCAAUGAAUGCAUGUGGUUUCAGUACUUUGUAAAAUGUUGGAGAAAUUAUCAUGAUUGUUGGUAUUUUGGCUGUAAAAAAUUAUCUUAUAACUUCAGUCUGUGAAUCUUUCUGUGAUGAAAUCAGAGCAGGGUAAGCUUAUGACAUUGAUUUAUUUGGGGAACAUAAAAACAAUACAUCCCAAUUGAAGUAGUGGCCGCACCGUGGUGAUAGUGUUAUGUAAGAGAUUAGAAUAAGAAAUGUUUGUGCAAAAUAUACAUGUAUGCAAUAUUAGUAUAAUUUUGGCCUACAUGUAGAGAAGACUUAAUUGGUUUAGAUUUAGAGGAUGCUUGUACAUGUACAUGACUUACAUAUAAUAAAUGCCACUGAAAAUGUGCAUCAUUUAACCUUUAGAAAGUAGAAGUGCAUAGUCAUGAUGCGUGUACAGUAGGUAGGAAAGCCUUCUCAUGCUUGAAGUGUUUGCAAAAUAAAAGUAGUGUUGCCUUAAUGCAUAUUAUAUUCACAUAAACAUGAUUCUAGCAUAAUUUGAACAAAUGCAAACUUUUUCUUUAACAUAAUUCUUUAAAAUCAGAUUUCAGUAAAUAGUCUUUAAACUUCUCUUAUGUAACAAUGUCACAUUAAGCUAUUACAAAAUAUUGAUUGUGUUCUUUUCCAUUUCAAGAAAUUAGGAGACUGAUGAAUGGAUGAAUACAUCAAUUUGCAAGCUGUUAACAGAAAUAUUUUUGAAUAAUUUGUCAUGCUGCAUGUAUUUACAAUUGAUAAAAGGUAUUUCUUAAUUUGGCAUUUUCUUGUAGUGAAACAUUUGCAAUAAAUUGUUUCAUUAACAAGAAAACCACCUGGGUAUUGCUAUUUGUAGCUUUGACAUGCAUGUAACUCCCAGGUGUAAAUCAUUCCUCUUCAAGCCAGGGAAGAUAGCAGCUACAUAACAUCUGGUUACCCAUAGUUAGUUGGUCUCAUUCCUCAAGGACAAAUGCUGUCAAAUAUGCCGAGUCUCUUGGCCCAAAUCCAUAUGCUAAUGCUGCUCUUUUGUGCAAAGCAAGGUGUUUAUUCAGCUUAAAUGCCUUAUAAUUUUUGGAUCCAGUUGUUUAAGUAGCAUGGUAAUUACAUGUAAUGCCAUCCAUUUUUAAUGAGAAUCUUUGAGAGAAUAUUUGUAGUAAACACGUUUGAUUACCCUAAACUCCUUGGGUAAGUGAAAACUCAAGGAUUUACAUGUAGGACCGUUACUGAUGCAGAUGAGCAGUGGAUGUGCCAUAUAAAUAAUGCUUUAAUAUUAACUCGACUCUAAAACAUUGUCUGCAGGUGUACUUUCAUCAUUUUUGAUUUCAUUGCGGCUCUUUAAAAAUUCUUAAGAUUGCUCUUUACUCGGAUUCAACCUUCCUGAGGGUGCCAGCUAGCUCCUCAGGUAUUUCCACAUAAUACAGUAGUAUUCCUGCAAUGUGGUUCCUGCAGUGUAAUUUCCACAAUUGUUUUAAUACUUUUCAUGUGUGGUCACAGUGUAUACUCAGUGGUGGUUAUUGUAAGUUUUACAGUUGUUUUCCAACUUCUAGCUAUGUUGUCCCAUCCUUGAAUUUGCAUAAUUGUUGUCUGUUGUGUGCUAGCAAUUUAAAAAAAUAUAUAUUAAGCUGCCUAUUUUUUUCUAUUUUGUCAGGCAUUGUGAUCCCUUGGUGGUGUGUAUGUGGGAUGUCAUUGUACGUUUUGGUCCAUUGCCUGAACUGUGGAUAUUUCAUGCUUAUCCCAAACAAGUUGUUUUCCUUUGCUUAGUACAUGUAAAUGAAUCCUGAAGGGCUACUUUGUGUGUCAUUUGCUAGACUGAUGAUGAUAGUUCAGUAUUAUGCUGCUACCAAAUCUGAGACAGAUAUGAUUAGUUCUUGGCAUUGUUCAGAAUUUGGUGAUGUGUGUCUGCUUUCUGUUGUCAUGUUGCUACCACUCUGCAUAUCAUAUAUCUGGCCAGACAAUACUUUCCAUUCAUGUAAUGAGAAAGGCAAUCAGGCUGUGACGUGACAGCUGCAUGGGACGGCCAGGUGGGAUGUUACUUACAGCUUGAAUGAAGCAAUACAGUCUACAAUUGUUUAUUGAGGCACUUCAAUGUUGUAUGCUGAAUAAUGUAAACAAUAUUAGAAUCAUUGAGGUAAUUAUUCAAACUGCUUUCUGCUUAAAUUCAAAAUUAAUAUGGCUUUAGUACACAAUAGCCAGAGAGCCGGCACUACAUGACCAAUGGGCCAUUGCAUUAUGAAAUGACAAGCUAAGUAGAUUAUAGCAUGGAGGUAGUAGUAAAUUUGGUGCAAUUGCUAUUUCAAAUGAGAUAUUUUAAUUGAGUACUUAAUAGUGCAUAUACUUAAUUCUUGUUGAAUCAAGUCAUUUAUGAAUAACUGUGUCCAAAGCUUGAAUGUGUCUCAGAUGUGGUAUAUGAAAAUGACUGUGUAUGUUACAUUUUUCACAUUGAAAUGAUUUUGAGGGAGUUGUUGGUAAAAUGAAUAUGCAAUAUUUGAUAUGAGAUCAGUAUAAGGUAUAAAUAAAGUAUAUUUUUUCUUGUGAUUGCAGUUACUCAAGUUUCAGAAUAUUGGCAUUGUUAUAGAGGUUGGGCAUUAGAUAACCAAGAUUAAAAAGUGUAAUGUAGCCCGAUAGUCAUGCCUGUAUGCUUCAACAAAACAUUAAGACUGGUUUGUGUUUGGGUUGCAGUCUGAAUGUCAUGUGAACAACGUCACUUUCUUCAUUUCUGAGCUUUGAAAUGAUGAAGUGAGUUGUGUGUAUCUGUUCCAAAAUGUGCAUUUGUAUCCAUCCGCUGACAUAUAGUGUGACAAAUCCAACUUGAACUAAAAAUAGGAUUAGGGUUGAGAUGAUUAUCAUUGACAAGAUCCUUACUAUUGUACAAUGCAGCAGUAAAUAAAUUAUGUGAAAAAUGUUGAUAUAACAUACAAUAAAUACAAUCCCACCUGUGCUAGCAGUCAUUACAGGGUAGGCCUAUAGUUUCGAAAGGAAACAUUUUCUCUUUUUACUCACUUCUCUUCAACAAGGAUAUGCUUCUGGCUUUAAACAUUCAAAUGGUACUUUUCUUUUAUUAGUUUGCUUCCAAAAUACAUGUACUUUAUGAAACACUUAGGUUUUCUUUUGUGUGUGCUUAGAUUCUUGCCAAUUUUUUUUUUUUAUAACCUUUGCCUUUUGUGUAUUGUUUGUCCAACAGAAAAUUCCAUGCAAUAUGAAAUUUGUAAAUAUUCAGUUUGGUAAUUUUUUUUCUUAAAUAUGUUGGAUUUUGUAUUUUUUGGGUUAUUUUUGUUACCUUCCCAGCUCUGUGUGAGUUUGAAAUCAUGCUCUAGGUAGUCUUUAUACAUGUACAUGUAUUUGAACUUUUCGUGGUUCCACAAUCAUUAUUCACAAGCGGUGAAUGGAAGUUUUAUUUUUAAAAAAAGUUGAAAUUGAUCAAACAUAAUGAACGCUCACAUUUGUGUUGGGUGGCCAUAAUCAUGAGCAUUUGUUUCUGUUAAAGUUUGCAGUAAGUUUUUUUUUGUUUUCUUCAGAAUACAUGAAUAUAUAAUAAUCUCUCUUCAAGAGUGUUACCUUAUCAAUGUGGGGAAUUUGAUCUUGCAUUAAUUGCCUACUUUGUGUGUCAUGUUGUUAUCCAAAGAUGCUUCUCUAGCAUGUUACAAAAUACAAAGAACAAGUAGAGCUAGUAAUGAUAAUAGGUAACAAAAAUACUGGUUCUAAAUGUCAAUUAAAUGCUGAUGUAUGUCUAUGGCUUUGUGCUGCUCUGCUUAUAGCACUUGGACUUCUAGUAUUGUUAUUUCUUGUUCUUCAUUAGAGAAACACAAGUCUGCAAACAAAGAACAAUCAAUUGGUAAUCAACCAUUUUUUAUCAAUGGAAAAAACACAAUUACAGUUAAAUGGUUUUUAUAAUUAUUUGGGUAUUUGCAAUAUUUAAAAUUAAAUAUAAAAGAAAACUCUCUGUGAAAAUCAACUAAUGAGUAUACUGUACAUCUAAGGAUGGUAGAUAUACCAUGGUUCAUGCAGUAAAUGGCAUUGAAGUACAUGUAUCAUAACUCUACAUAAUCAGGAUUUGUGUAUACAUACGUGUAGGUUCUCCAUACAAACACACCUGAUACACCCCUACCAAUCAAGAAUGUUCAGUCAAACUAACCAUGUAAUGGACCCAUUGGGUGCUUGAGUCAAAAAUGCUGGAUUCUAUAUGUUUACUAAAUAAUUCUUUGUCAAUGAAUGUUAAUUGAGCCAAUCGUUUACAAAAGCAAGUUUUAUAAUAUCGUCUGUAUUACAGUUUUUCUCUGAGCAACUCUUGUAUGCAUAUUAUUGCUUAUCUAGCAUGUCUGCUUAUCAGUAAUGUAAAGCGCAAUGCAUGUCAUGGCAGUAAUAAAGUUAAAUGCAAAAUA
Messenger RNA from Patiria miniata (bat star), 12236 nucleotides. RefSeq names its product microtubule-associated protein 1S-like. Lineage: Eukaryota; Metazoa; Echinodermata; Asteroidea; Valvatida; Asterinidae. Gene Ontology annotation, cellular component: dendrite; synapse; microtubule. The transcript is spliced from 3 exons. Gene Ontology annotation, molecular function: microtubule binding; actin binding. Gene Ontology annotation, biological process: dendrite development; axonogenesis; microtubule cytoskeleton organization. The record is from RefSeq and is a predicted model, not a curated record. The coding region runs from base 196 to 5697 and encodes 1833 amino acids.